Molecule: messenger RNA, 1571 nt
Organism: Scylla paramamosain (green mud crab)
Lineage: Eukaryota; Metazoa; Arthropoda; Malacostraca; Decapoda; Portunidae
Exons: 7
Coding region: 149-937 (262 amino acids)
Source: RefSeq, a predicted model, not a curated record
CUUUUGCAGCUCUCAGAAAAAUGUGCUUCUUUGGAAUGAAACUGAGAGUGAGGAUGGUGUUUCAGAUGCUGGGAAUAGUACUUAAGUUAGUCUUAUUUCUGGUGUCCCUGCACAUCUCCCAGCCCUCGCAUCUCCCCUUUGCACAAGGAUGGCCAAGGAAAUCGUUCUCAAAUAUCCAGAGAUCCUCCGUGCUGGGCGCCCCCUCUCCUUCUCCCUCAAGUUUGUGAGUGCUGACGGCUCCCUCCUGGAUGGAGCAGUGUUUGUGGAUCAAAAGGUAUUGAUUGAGAUACAGGGGAGGGAUGUGAGUGCCCAAGGUGAGGUCCAGAUUUUGAAGAGAAUCUAUUUACCUGAGAACAACUUAUUGGCAAUUUUUGUAGAUGUCAUCAUCAGCGAGGUCAGUGUUAGAUACCAACUUGCUGCUAAGGUGUCUGUUGUACCUGCUGGCUGGCAUCUCCAGUUUGUCUCUCCUGACCUGGUGGUGUAUCCUGAAAACUUGGAGGUCCAGGAGAACUCUGUCACCAAGAAUGUGCAAAUGAAUGUCACCAGGUGGCUGGUGGCAGCUCCUCAAGUGAACCCAGAGCUUGAGGACCGACUGAUGCAGGUGAUAAUGGGGGUUGAUAUGAGUGUCGAGGGCGUGUAUUGGGGUCCUGUCACCUUUGCUCCUGUGACCUCUGGCUCUUCUAAAAAGGAAGUUGCAUCCUUCAUGAUCACUGGGCCAGAGGACAGCAUGAUGGCUGCCUUGGAGAGGUUGUGCCUUGAGUUGAAGGCUGCAGUCACCAUUAUAAUAGAGCAAAGCUGCAACAAGUCAUCCAAGUACUUUGUCAAGAAGGUUUAUGUUGAAGGCAACCUCCUGCACUGCUCUCAGGAGAGCAGUGGGACUCAGGACCAGCUCCAAGACCCACAGAGGAUUGGAAGGCAUAAAUUCAGUCGUGGAUAACUAUCGACAUUUAAAACUGGUAACUCCACUCGUCAGAUGAUAGGUGGGAAAGUUUUAGGGUUGAUUGAUGGGAAUAUUGUUGUUCUAAAUUCUUUUUCGGUAAAGUACUGUAAAUCACUUGCAUGUGAAAUUUUGAGUGGAUGAAAUAGCAUGAAUGGUAUUUUAGUUGAAUUGUUUUUUCGUUGUUGGAAAAAAAUUAAGUUUGAUUGAUGGGGAAAGUAUUGUUCAAAAUCCUUUUAUUGUAAACUAGAUCAUGUACAUAGUUAUGAAAUUUUUUUGGAAAUGAAAUAGCAUAAAUGAUAUUGUAGUUGUUUGUAUUGUACUAUGGGUACACCAUUGAAAAAAAUGUAGUAGUUAUGAAAAAAAAUUGGAUUAACUAACAUCACUGAGGUUGUAGUUGUGAAAUUUUGGUGUAAAUUAAUGUAAACAAUGAAAUAAUCAUUAAAGUUUAACCUUAUAUUAGAAGUCAUUGGAAAUUAGCUAAAACAAACACCCUUUUAUCAUCUUAAUGCUAUAAUGACUAACCAACUUUCCUCUCAAAUCAUGGCAUAGUUUUAACACAAGUAAACAGUGCACAGCUUUGCCAAAUGUUCUCAUAAAUCUGUGUUGGAAAUAUAGUCUUCACCAAGCAUUA